GAUGGGUAUAAAAACGGGAGGACUCCUUUUCCAGAGCCGCACAAGGAGUUCAGCGCUGGACAGGCACAGAUCGAGCAAGAUGCCGUGGUUGCCCAUUUCCAUAACGGCGCUGGCGAUGAUGCUGCUUAGCCUGACGACUGGAGGAGAUGCCAGUCUGUACUCCAGCGAUGGAGGCUUCGACGAGUUGCUGGGUAUGAGGAGCUGCGAACCACAGUGUCAGGAGGAGCAGCAAUCCGAUCGCAGCACUUCCAAGAUGCUGAGUGCUCUCUUCGGCUUCGUUCCCAGUACUCCACAUCCCACGGAGAUUGCGAUGGCCAUGCCCCACCAAUUGCCGCCCAUGUAUUACAACGAUUUCUACGAGGAUCUGCUGACCACCAAACGCAACGAUGUCCACUCCGCUGGCUGCGAUUGCAAAGUUACGAACGAACUGGUGGACCUGGGCAGCCUGCACUUUCCCCGCUACCUGAUGAAUGCCGUUUGCGAGUCGGGCUCUGGUCGGGAUAUGGCCAAGUGCUCCCACGGAUCCAACUGCCGGCCACUGGAGUACAAGGUGAAGGUUCUCACGCAAGCAGGUGCCCAGUCGACAGACCAUAGCUACUCCUGGAUGAACAAGGACCAACCGUGGCAGUUCAAAACCGUCACCGUGACCGCCGGCUGCUUCUGCGCCAAGUGAUUUCAUAAGAUGUGUGGAAUAUUUGUAUAUUAAAGCGCCAAAAAGA
This is a messenger RNA of Drosophila takahashii, 719 nucleotides long. It is a transcript of the gene Ptth, whose product is annotated as Prothoracicotropic hormone. The record is from RefSeq and is a predicted model, not a curated record. Gene Ontology annotation, cellular component: extracellular region. Gene Ontology annotation, molecular function: prothoracicotrophic hormone activity; cytokine activity. NCBI's taxonomy places the organism in Eukaryota, Metazoa, Arthropoda, Insecta, Diptera, Drosophilidae.